GACCGAACAAAAAGAACCAAACCUAAACAUCUAGAAGCCAGAGCUCAAAAACUGCAAGUUUCCUCUAUUCGAACUGCUGAUGUUGGACCGGAGCUACAGCAAGCGGGUGGAUAACCGUUUUGCAUUUUAGUCCGUCAAAGACCUGGAAUUCUUCCAUGAGACCUGAAAGCGAGCAUAAAGAAAUCAACUGUGUUACACUAGCCCGUGAAUAGGUAAUGUACAUUGAAGCGACCUUCAGCUAUUGCAAUUCCCUUCGAAAUGAAUUCGUUACAUUUUUCGGUUACUGCAAUAGGUGUAGCUAUAAAGUUCUGCCGUUCUGAAACGCGUCUCUUCUUGACAUUAAACCGGUAGUCACAAUUUAUAACCAAUAAUAGCAAAUGAAUUCAUGCAAUUGAACAGUUAGUAGAGAGAUGGUACAUUCAAAAAUCAACUUGGGUAUACCCAUCAUAUUUCCCGUUAUAUCUUUUACAUGCCGGCCGAUACGUUUAUUCUCCUUGUCAAUAUUUCUCAUAUUAUUACUUGGAAUGUUAUUAUUCAGCAGAUUUUGGAAAUCAUCUAUAUUCCCUUCAUACACUGAUUCCAAUGUUUUUUGGCAAUGGAAAGAAAUGGAUUUUCCUUCACCAAAUCCUUUAUGGUUACAGUCAAUCCGUGUUCAGUAUCCUAAGAACCUAACACAUUUGUUGUACAAAUCACUAGAAGUUUCACACCCACUCUCCCACUUAGAGCCUAUCAGUGCUAUUUCGAACCUACGACAAUAUGUUUCACUGCUUAACUCAAUCCAGUAUGUUCGUAAUGCAGAUAUAUAUGGUCAGCUUCCAACAAGAGACAAUUUCAAUGUUGUAACAUCCGCUCCCGAACAUGUAAUAGUAAUACAGAUUCAUAAUAGAUCCUUAGAGUUAACGCUACUCAUUGAAUCAUUACGACGUGUGAAAGGAAUUGAAAAAUCAUUGAUUAUUUUUUCACAUGAUAUUUAUUCCGAUGAAUUGAAUAAUCUUAUCGCCUCUAUUCGUUUUGCUCGUACUGUACAAAUUUUCUAUCCUCAUUCAAUUCAAAUCUUUUCAAAUUCAUUUCCUGGUACUGAUCCAAGGGAUUGUGAGAGUAGAUUGUCACCAACUAAAGCUAAAAGUAUCGGUUGUUUAAAUGCUGGUUGGCCAGAUACAUUUGAACAUUAUCGUGAAGCUGGGUUUGCACAGAUUAAAAAUCAUUGGUUAUGGAAAAUUCAAUUUAUGCUUGAUCACUUUUAUCCUACCAAGUAUUAUAAUGGAUACUUCAUUUUAUUAGAAGAAGAUUACUUUGUUCUUGAGGAUAUUCUAGAAGUGACUUCUUUGAUCAGUUCAAAGAUUUGGAAUCCUUCAAAUGUUGAUGGAAUUAUCGCUCUUGGAUCAUAUGAUAAACACCAAAAAUAUACCUCCACUAAGGUUGAAGUAACCUACUGGCUUGCACCGAAGCACAACAUGGGCAUGGCUAUCUCCCGUUCUAUGUGGAGAAAAAUUCAAAGUUGUCUAGAUCUGUUUUGUAAAUAUGAUGACUACAAUUGGGAUUGGACUUUACAAUAUGUUGGACAGAACUGUCUCCCGACGAAAUUGAAAGUGCUCACAUUACCUGAUUCUACUCGUGUCUUUCAUUUGGGUGAAUGUCGAGGAAUUCAUCAUCAGAAAAAUGUUUGUUCAUCGGAGUUACUAGCUACAAAUAUUUUGCAAACAUUUAAUGGACCAUUAUUAGCUAAAUUAUAUCCAAAAUCCCUUGAUUUAUCAGUAAAUCUACCCUAUGUAAUGCGUAGACAAAAAGUUAAUGGCGGUUGGUCUGAUGAACGUGAUCGAAGUCUUUGUCGAAGUCUAUUAUCUAGGCGAUGGAAUGAAAUUCUUACACAAUGGGCUCCCAAAUUAACUCUGUAUUCACCUAUCUACUAAUAAGAUUAUCUAUAUUGCUCAAAUUUUGUUUUUCUUUUCAAGAAAAAAUUGUUACCAUUUAAUCUUUCAUUAUUUUGUUAUUUUAACUGUUUUCUUGUAUUGUGGGCAUUUUCACUAUCAUCACCUCCUUGAAAAAAAAAUCCUUUGCUGCUGAUUUCGUUUAUGUAACACUCAGGUAAUCAUUGCGCCCUUCUCAGCUUAUUAUAUGUGUAAAACUGAUAAAUGCCACCAGAGUUGCAAUUUUUUUUUGGCAUGAAUAACUAUUUUUUACCUUCAGGUUAAUGUGUGUGUGUGUGUGUGUAUGACCUCUCUGAUGUGUGUAAUUAGCAAGUUCAAUAUAUGCCAACUAACUAGAUGAUAAUUGAUAAGAUUUGUUUCAUUGUUUACAGUUAAACAUUUCAUUCCUUUUUCAAUGAAAAAUUGUUUUCUGGUUAUAAGAUUUUCAUAGUUUAUUUUUUUGUUAUUAAUAAAUAAUUGUGUACAAGUGAAAUUUCUGCUUUCAUUUUAUAUACCUUAGUCAUACAAAGAAUUAACUGUU
Heterobilharzia americana is the source of this 2448-nucleotide messenger RNA. The record is from the annotation of a GenBank genome assembly. Lineage: Eukaryota; Metazoa; Platyhelminthes; Trematoda; Strigeidida; Schistosomatidae.